Effrenium voratum is the source of this 750-nucleotide messenger RNA. The record is from the annotation of a GenBank genome assembly. NCBI's taxonomy places the organism in Eukaryota, Dinophyceae, Suessiales, Symbiodiniaceae.
AUGGUGGCGGAGGCUGCAGCUCCCCCGACCCCGGUGGAAGACGAGAAGUAUGCGGUGUACCGGCGCAUGCAACGGACCGGCGUGCCAUUGCUGGCCAUCCGCCAGAAGCUCCUGCUAGACGCCCUUCAGGACCCCAGUCUGGACGUCGCCGUCUUGGAUACCUUCGACGGCGCAGCAGGCACCGGCGCGGGGGCGCCAGCGCGGGCCAAGGCGGCCGCCAAGGCGGUUGCCAAGGCGCCCGAGGCGCCGACGCCGGCCCCGGCGCCUGAGGCUCCGACUUCAGCACCCGAGGCGCCGGCCCAGGCGCCUGAGCCUGCGGAGCCGGCGCCUGCCCCGCGCGAGCCGGAGCCAGCGGAGGAAGCCCCGCCGCCGAGCAUAGGUGUUGAAGGCCCAGCAAGCUUGGCAGCAGCGGCCGCCAUGAUGGCACAGCGGCGCAUGAGCCGAGCCGCAGCAAAGGCGGAGGCGAAGGCGGAAGUCAAGGCCAAGGCCCCGGAGACGCCGGCUGAAGCCAAGGCGGACAGCUCCCAGGUAGCGGCAGCGGUGCAGGCAGUGCAGGCACCAGAUCCGGGAGCCACCGCGCCAGCGAAGGCUGCGCCCGACGCCCCGGGUCCUGGCCCUGCGCUCUUUGGGCCACCGGCCGCGAAGGCGGCGGGCAAGCGCGCGCCGCCGCCGCCGCCGAAGGAGCCGGAGAGUGACGAAGGCAAAGAUGAAGCCAGCAGGGGUGGAAAGCGGCUUCCACAUCCGAUCUAG